Messenger RNA from Nematolebias whitei (Rio pearlfish), 472 nucleotides. It is a transcript of the gene gtf2h5, whose product is annotated as general transcription factor IIH, polypeptide 5. The record is from RefSeq and is a predicted model, not a curated record. The coding region runs from base 178 to 393 and encodes 71 amino acids. Gene Ontology annotation, biological process: nucleotide-excision repair; nucleotide-excision repair, preincision complex assembly; transcription initiation at RNA polymerase II promoter. Lineage: Eukaryota; Metazoa; Chordata; Actinopteri; Cyprinodontiformes; Rivulidae. The transcript is spliced from 3 exons. Gene Ontology annotation, cellular component: transcription factor TFIIH core complex; transcription factor TFIIH holo complex.
UAUCAAUGCGACAACAGUUAGCAUAAGAAGCUGCUUUCCCUGUUAGCAUAUGUCUGGCUUUCCCUGUCGGAUCUGAUUAAACUGAAGUAGUUUUUUGCCGUAGUUAGCGUUCAGUUAAACAUUUUCAGUUAAUGAGAAGCGAUUUACCUCAGCUGGUGAACAACACUACCUGUCAACAUGGUGAACGUGCACAAAGGUGUACUUGUUGAAUGUGAUCCUGCCAUGAAGCAGUUCCUCCUCCACCUUGAUGAAACCAUGGCUCUGGGAAAGAAGUUCAUCAUUAAGGACCUUGACGACACACACAUUUUCAUCCUGGCGGAGGUGGUUCAGACUCUGCAGGAGAGAGUUGGAGAGUUAAUGGACCAAAAUUCAUUCCCCAUCACACAAAAAUAACUUCAACUUUUUCUAAGAACUUACUCUUUUUGGACUGCUUAGAAACCUUAGGAAUUAAAGACAUGCUUUACUACCGAUA